AUGCAAUCUUCUCAAGUUUGAACCAUGGUUAUCUCCUCCGUCUGGAUAAUCCCUCCUUUGUUGUUGCUGCUCAUGGUAUCCGACACGGUUCCUUGGAACAGCCGUGGUGCCCUCAGGAGCUACAAGGAGAAAGAGGUAAUGGACGAGUACUACUACCCAAUCCCGUCCUUCUGCAACACCCCCAGGGAAGAAGCAGGGUGGGUUAGCGAGAUGUUCGACUCUCAGGAAUCCCUCUCCCACGAUUCCGACAUGGACUGGAUAUUCAAGCCUCGCAACAACACCUCCCCCGUAGGCGUCUGCGAGGCCGAUUACAAGAUGUACUACGCAUAUUUGAUGCGUAUUGUUAUGUGCAGAGGAAUCUGCAGGGUCGACGCCUAUGUCUGCCACUCCAUGACGAAGCGGCUGUAUGAGGUGGAAGCACGUACCCUGAACUUCAAUGGGGUGUAUGCCAUCUCAGGCUUGGUACUGUUUUCCUCCGUAUUGGUCUCCUGCAUUAUAGGGCUUGUGUCAUGCUGGUGUUCCAGAAGGAGAGAAGAGCAGAGUAACCAAGAGCGCGGGGGAGGAUCGAUGCCGAGACCGCAGUUGGAAGAGCCAGCAAUGCCCCGGCGGUACCGCUACGCCGAGCUGGCUGCUGCGACGGGUAACUUCGCGGAGAACCAGAGGAUCGGGCAGGGCGGGUUCGGCUGGGUAUACCGUGGCUUCUUGAACAACGACGGCGCGGGCCGUCACGUCGCCGUCAAGGCGCUCAGCUCGGAUUCGUCGGCGCAGGGGAGGAAGGAGUUCGAGGCCGAGGUGAAGACAACAACGCGGCUGAGCCAUCGCAACAUUGUGCAGCUGCUGGGCUGGUGCGAGUGCCGCGACGGCGGCCUCCUGCUCGUGUAUGAGCUCGUGCCGGGAGGGAACCUGGACAAGCGUCUCCAUAGCCCAGCCCGUGAUCGGCUCCUCACAUGGGAAGAAAGGUUCGAGAUCGCCCUGGGCCUUGGCUCCGCGUUGCGCUAUCUCCACACGGAGCUGGAGCAGUACUGCGUCGUGCACGGCGACAUCAAGUCUAGCAACGUCAUGAUCGACUCGUCCGGCGAGGCCAAGCUCGGUGACUUCGGGCUGGCGAGGCUCCUCCAACACCGAGCCGAUCCGCGCACCACGGAGGUCGUCGCGGGGACCAUCGGGUACAUAGACCCGGAGUUCGUCAACAGCCGCCGGCCAUGCGCCGAGUCCGACGUCUACAGCUUCGGCGUCCUGCUCCUGGAGAUCGCGAACGGCAGGCGGCCGACCCCGCCCGCAGGGAAGCCGGGCGGAGCUUCGGCGUCGGCGACGCUCCUGGGACGUGUCCGCGAUAUGCAUGACCGAAAAGCCGUUCUCGACGCGGCAGACGUGAGGCUCGCCGGAGACUUCGACGAGCAGGAGAUGGAGCGUGUGCUCGUCACCGGCCUCUGGUGCGCGCACCCCGAUGGUAGCCAGCGGCCGUCGAUGGUUCAAGUCAUGAGUUUCCUCAAGCCCGAAGAUGCACAGCUGCGUGUGCCUCCUCCUACGCAUCGUGUCUUGGAGUUGGAGACGAGCCACGGGUCGACGCGUUCCUCUGUGGCUAGCACUACGUACCACACUCCACCGGAUUCGGGUCACCUAAUGACAGAACAAUGA
Messenger RNA from Triticum aestivum (bread wheat), 1638 nucleotides. Its product is annotated as probable kinase CHARK. Gene Ontology annotation, biological process: protein phosphorylation. Bases 25 to 1638 code for a protein of 537 amino acids. Gene Ontology annotation, molecular function: protein kinase activity; ATP binding. NCBI's taxonomy places the organism in Eukaryota, Viridiplantae, Streptophyta, Magnoliopsida, Poales, Poaceae. The record is from RefSeq and is a predicted model, not a curated record. The transcript is spliced from 2 exons.